Molecule: messenger RNA, 1949 nt
Organism: Cladophialophora immunda
Lineage: Eukaryota; Fungi; Ascomycota; Eurotiomycetes; Chaetothyriales; Herpotrichiellaceae
Exons: 1
Coding region: 233-1810 (525 amino acids)
Source: RefSeq, a predicted model, not a curated record
CGCGUCGUCAUUGGUAUCAUCUUCUGCCUGAUAAGCCUUCGCCCUUCUGUUCUCAUCAGCGGUCAACUCUCGAACUGGCCCGUCUUCCAUCGCAUCACGGAUCACAUAAAGGGCCGGGGGAGUGAAAGGCUGAGGCUGAAGCGUCUCAAAGCUCUGUCUGCCACGAUUGGAACUCUGUGGAUCGCGUCAGCUUUAAGAAGACCUCAAGGCCCUGAGUGACAGAGAGCACAAAAUGGCGAUCGACCAACUUCCCGUGCGACUUGUGGUGAACGAGCGAGAGUACGAGUUGCUACGCAGACUCCUGUCGAGACAGUCGCCGAGAGCACAGAAUGUCGGAAAGCAUGAAAAGCAAGAGGACAGCCCAGGAUCAGUCGCCUUCCACGACGACCAUAAAGCAGCUGUUUUUCGCUCUGCGUCGCGGGUGUUUAUGGUCACCUUCGGCUCCCUCAAACUGCUCGGCGCCAUCUUAGACCGUCUUGCAGCGCGCAAAUCUCCCACCGCGACCGCUUCGAGAAAACCCCUCGUGGCAUCGCACUCGAGGAUGGCCCUGUCACUAUCGUCGCUCCUGUUUUUUCACGCAACGCUCUAUCGCAUCUUGGCCAAACUGAGACUGCAGCUUCUCCACGAGAAGGUGCGAGAUAUUCGAGAGCGGUAUCCCCGGAUCUACGCAACACUCACCUCGCGCAUCGCGCCGGCUCUUGGAGCCAGUCUGUCAGGUUUUGCUCUGGGCAUCUGUCCCGCAGACCAGCUCCGGAUCACGCUUGCAAUCUUCGUGGGCUGUCGAGCCCUCGAAUUGGGAUAUGCCGCCAUCGAGCACACGGCGUUGGUCAAGAACAAGCCGUCGUGGCUGGGAAGUUGGGUGCUGUUUGCUCUGGCACAGGGGCAGUUGUUCCACGCGUUCGUGUUCGACCGCGACUGCUUCCCCGAGGCAUAUGGGUCCUUCAUCCUGGGAUACACACCAGAAUAUAUCCAACCUCGACCGGCAAACCUCUCAUCAAAGGUUGUAUGGCCGACACCCAGCAACAUUCUGGACGCCCUUGCACAAAUGGCACAAUUGAGAUGGCCCAACUUUGUUUCGCCAAUCCUGCAUCCCAAUGAGGUGCAGACGCUACCGGCAGGGAUUGAUCCCGUCAUUUCGCCCAUCACGUCACGGGCACAUCCAGGCAUCCAACAUCUGUCGUGUGCACUCCUCCACCCAUCGGACCCAUCAUGCUUCAUGGCAUACAUACGGCACAUGUUGAUUUCGUUCCCGCAGUUGGCAAAGUUCUUUACCAAGUACUACGGAGCGCUGGCAUUGCUGCGGCUAAGGAUGAUGAUCAAAGCACCACUGGCGUCGCUCAACGGGCUGUCUGAGGCUGUUUUGAGGUCCACAGUAGCCGUAUCUGGGGCGAUUGGCGCCGCUUGGGGGAGCAUUUGUCUAUUCCAGGCGAUCUUGCCUCGCGCAUUUCUACCCAAAUUCCGAUUCUUCCUCAGCGGGUUUCUGGGCGGGAUGUUCCAAGUGUUCGACCGAACGCCAGCUGGCCAUGCCAAUUCCUUGUAUGCGGCACGAACGAGUGUUGAUUCCUUGUGGAAAGUGGGCGUCAAACGUCGAUGGUGGAGAGGCAUUCGGGGAGGCGACGUGUGUGUGUUUGUGGCUGCCCUGGCACUCGUCAACGUGGUAUAUGACUUGGGGAAGGACACGGCGGCGGGGCAAGACCGAGCGAUGAUGUUGAUCAAGGUGCUGAGGGGAGAGGCCGAGCUCGGACUCCGAAAGAAAAAGGAGGAGGCCACAAUGACGGAGGAAGGAAAUGAUGAGGUAACGUCCCAGUAGUGCAGGCGCAUGACAAGGCUGGGAAGAGCUUGACAAGGCUCUCAGGUACCUCUGGCUCUACACUGCAUUGGGGAAAGUCUGUGCGAGAUAAACCAUUGCCCGGCCGUGCUUCGGUGUUUUUUACCGCCUUUAACACGAG